AGUCAAGCGCUGAAGCUCCCUACGAACGGAGCCAGUCUAAAGUAACGAGGCAUUUGUCCGCGUUCGUAUAUAUCUGCAUUGUUGUUGUUGUUGUUGCAGCUACUGCUGCUGCUCGCGCUGUGUCGUUGCCACUGUGUACGUCUUCGUUCGUCUAUAUAUACAUAACAACAAAACGCGUGUAAAAGGGAGCUUUCAUUCGUUCGCGCCACUUUGUUGUGUGCUUAUUAUACAUCUGCACAAAGACGUGCAACAUUUACUCUAUCCGCGUGUGUAUGUGUGUGACCGUGUGUUUACAUUGUAGCGUACAGAAACAUGAUAACGUAAAGCGAGGUUAUUUGCGAAAAUCUGCGAUUGUAAUUUUAUCCGAUCAUGCCUGAUAAUACUGCGGGAAAUCGUUUUUCAAGAGGAGAAAAUGAUUUGUUCAGCGAAGAGAUCUCGUCCAUCGGGAUGUCCGUACGACCCAGUGGUAGCGCAUCAUCGGGUAUCUCGAGUCUGGCGAGUUGCGGCGAGGUCGAAUCGCUGCCGGAACUACCGCCCCAGGACGAGGAGAGGCUGCAGCGAGCCGCUCGUUUGCUUCAGCAGCGGCUCGUUUUGCGCCAAUGGCUCGUCGACCAUGGACUCCACAAUCACUAUCAAAGACUGCUGCAAAUGGAGGUGCUGUCGCUGGAGGACGUCUACUGGGUCGAAGACAACGCGGUGCGCGUAGCGCUGGGCAAGGAUCUGCCGCGAUGGAUACAGGCGCGCCAGACGCUGCCCACCUCCAAGGAGGAUCUGGACGUGCUCAAGGCCGAUCUUUGGAGCUCGGUGGUGAAGAACAGUCAACAUCAGGACGCAUGGACCUGGGGUGGCAUGCUGGUGGUGUCGGUGUCGGUAGCCGGCCUGGUCACACUGGCGGCGAUGACUCAGCCCGCCCUGGCGCCCGAGGCCAAGCACUCGCUCCUGCAGUACGUCACCGGCAAGUACCUGCUGCCCGGCAACUGCCGCGUCCACUUCGAGUGGGAGGAGCCCCAGCUCGUCGGCGAGACGAUGACCUUAAACGUCAAGUUUUACCAGAGAAACGGACAGCCGUAUCCGAUCUGCGACAAAGACAAUCUCAUCGUCGAGGUGAGUCAGGGCAACAGCAGCAUAGCGACCUUCAUCGAGCUCGGCGGCACCGAUCCGCUGCUGGCCAACACGGCGGUCGUCAAGUUCACGGUACGCCACGCCGGUCAGUAUCGCAUAGCCGUGCAAAUAGGCUCUUAUCACGUGCACGGCAGUCCGUUCUUGAAGACGUUUCUGCCGGGACAACAGGAUCCAAACAAGACGGUCUUCGUGCGUAACAGCUCGACCGUCGUCUGCACCGCGGGCAUAGCGCACUCGAUGACGAUCGAGCCCCGCGACGAGUACGACAAUCUCUGCAUCUUCGGCAUCAACGAGAAUCCCGUGGACGGCUACAAGGUCCACAUAACUCAGAUCGGCACGUCGCCCGACAAGCUGUCCCCCGAUAACUGCGGCGACACUUCGCUCGAGUACGACGCGCCCAAUCAGCGCAUUCGUCUGAGGGUCAGCUUCGACAAGGGCGGCUGCUAUCACGCCACCGUGAGCCUCAACGGCACGCAGCUGCACAACGGCGAGUUCGACAUCAUCGUGCUGGAGAGCGCCGUGUCCCGAGCCGUCCAGAACAACGUGGCCUCCAAGGACCCGACGAUUUGCUACGCGGCCAAGUUACUCGGUAUACAGGGCGAGAGGUACUCGAAGCCCAAGAAAGUCUUCUGCUUCAUCUCUCCGAAGCAGCUGACGAUCAAGGAGUACCUGUUGAAAUUCAUUCCCAAGAGAUUGGUCACUUUUAGGCUUUGUCCUUCGACCAAGUUUCAUUUCGAUAGUCCUAAUAAUCAGCACGAAGGUUACGACUCUUUUACUAUUGACGACGGAUGUCAACCCCCGGUGGAACUGAUCUCGCAUUAUCGUGAUAUUAUAGCGGCUACUUUUACACUAUUCUUAUUGAAAAACAUAGGCGGCAGCGAAACUUUUGCCGAUAAGCAGGACUUUUUCUAUCACGAGGUUCGAAAACAUCAUCAGAAGCAUUAUCAUGAAAAAUUGUCAAUGAAGGUUCAACGUGAUAGACUGCUAGAAACGUCAAUGAAGGCAACUAAAGGAUUUUCGAUCAGCGAUUGGUGUCGAAAUUUCGAAAUCACAUUUCAAGGCGAACAAGGUGUGGAUUGGGGCGGAGUUCGACGCGAAUGGUUCGAGCUGAUCUGCGCGUCGCUGUUCGACCAAGGAAACGGCCUGUUCAGCUCGUUCGGAGAGUCGCAGCAGGCCCUGGUCCAUCCGAACGGCAAACGAGCUCCAGGCUUGAAGCUGAAACACUACGAGUUCGCUGGCAAAAUCGUCGGGAAAUGUCUGUACGAGUCGGCGCUCGGCGGCUCGUAUCGACAGCUCGUCCGGGCCCGUUUCACUCGCUCGUUCCUGGCUCAGAUCAUCGGCCUGCGAGUGCAUUACAAAUAUUUCGAGCAAGACGAUCCAGAUUUGUAUUUGAGCAAAGUCAAGUACAUUCUGGAGAAUGACGUCGAAGAAAUGGAACUGUUCUUCAUAGAAGAAGAGUACGACAAAGAUGGUCAAUUAGUAAAAUUGGUCGAAUUGAUUCCUGGCGGUCGAAAUAUUCGCGUAACAAACGACAUGAAACUUCGAUACUUGGAUGCCUUAGCACAACAUAGACUAGCUAAUUCAAUACGCAGUGAAGUAGAUCACUUUUUGAGAGGUUUGAACGAACUCAUUCCUGAUAAUCUUCUUGGCAUUUUCGACGAAAACGAACUAGAGUUGCUAUUGUGUGGAACCGGAGAAUACAGCGUAGCGGAUCUUCGAGCUCACCACGUCGCUAAUGGCAGCUCACCCGAGUUCCUAAGAGUGCUCGACUGGUUUUGGACCGCAGUGAGCAACUUUACCCAGGAGGAAAUGGCGCGACUUCUGCAGUUCACCACAGGAUGCUCGCAAUUGCCUCCUGGUGGCUUUCAACAACUCAGUCCACGAUUCCAAAUUACUGCUGCGCCAACUUUCGAAAAUCUUCCAACGGCGCAUACAUGUUUCAAUCAAUUAUGCUUACCUGACUACGAAUGCUACGAUCAUUUCGAAAAAGCGCUGCUUCUAGCCAUAAGUGAGGGUACAGAAGGUUUCGGGAUGAUUUAAACGAUUUGUCGCCAGUGAUAAAUUCCCUCUAGUCAAAGUUACUAACUUUUACGAUUAUUAUAAUGAUUACUUUUUUUACUUAUUGAACACUUGAUCGAUGUAACGCAGCCGAUACUAGUCAGUUAUUGCUUUCGUUAUAUAGAGAAAAGAAACAUAUUUUUAUUCUGUUUUCUACGAAUGCUAUGUUAAAUAAUCAGUUUCUAUCAAAAAGAAAAAUGACAAGUUUUUUAUAUUUUACUUAAAGCCUAUUACAAUUGUACUAGUUAAAAACAAAAUAUCAUUGUUAAGCUACUACUUGUAAAUACUGUGUAUGAGUCAUGCUGAACGGUUGAGUGAAGAAGUUUGUUGAAUAAUUUUUAAGAAAUCUCAUCUUAUUUUUGAAAUAAUUGUUUACUAUUUUAAUCGAUGCAUAUAUUAAAACUACUAUCAUAAUUAUGAUAUUAACAAAAACUUAUAGUUGAACAAGGACAAAUAAUGAAAAUGUACUUGAUCUUCAUUAGAUAUGCUUGAUUAAAUUAUCAAAACAAAAUUUAGCAAAGUAGUUAGAGCCAAAAAGCAAAUGAAACUUUCCAUAACAAAAAUUUAUCAUUUUUAUAUUGCAAUGGGCGUCAGGAUUACGAUAUCUUGGCAAUCAAAAUAUAAACAUUUUAGAUAGAGAUACUUGAAAUCCAAUGCUUAUGCAAUCUUUUAAAAGCCAACCUCAUCAAUUGCUUUAUAUACAUUAAUUGCAAUUAUCUCUUGACAUCAUUCUCUAGUAAAAAAAGGUCGAAAAACGUAAUGAAGAGAUUAAUAUAUAAGAUAGAUGAAAAAAAUCGACUUUAAUCAAAAUAAACGGUCUUUUAUUGAGAUAAAAUACAAAAACAUAGCUAUGUAAAUAUAUACUGUAUUAUCUAAUCAUUGUCCGUUACUAUUAGAUUCGACUGUAUCAUUGUGAUCUAUCGAUUGCUAAAUUGAAUAGUCAUUAAAUGACUCGUUAAUAUAAUCGUUAUAGAAAUAAAUAUGAUCAAAAAAACAGAA
Molecule: messenger RNA, 4179 nt
Organism: Trichogramma pretiosum
Lineage: Eukaryota; Metazoa; Arthropoda; Insecta; Hymenoptera; Trichogrammatidae
Product: apoptosis-resistant E3 ubiquitin protein ligase 1
Exons: 13
Coding region: 370-3162 (930 amino acids)
Biological process (GO): protein polyubiquitination; positive regulation of protein catabolic process; proteasome-mediated ubiquitin-dependent protein catabolic process
Molecular function (GO): ubiquitin-protein transferase activity
Source: RefSeq, a predicted model, not a curated record